This is a messenger RNA of Eruca vesicaria subsp. sativa (arugula), 336 nucleotides long. The record is from the annotation of a GenBank genome assembly. NCBI's taxonomy places the organism in Eukaryota, Viridiplantae, Streptophyta, Magnoliopsida, Brassicales, Brassicaceae.
AUGAAAUUUUGUCGCGAAUGUAAUAACAUUCUGUAUCCUAAGGAAGACAAGGAGCAGAAGAUCCUCCGCUACGCUUGCCGUAAUUGUGAUUACCAGGAAAUAGCUGAUAACUACUGCGUCCACAGAAACGAAGUUCAUCACUCUGUAAGUGAAAAAACUCAGAUCCUAACGGACGUGGCUUCUGACCCGACUCUUCCCCGAACCAAAGCUGUUCGUUGCGCCAAGUGUCAGCAUAGAGAGGCCGUCUUCUUCCAGGCUACGACUAGAUCUGAAGAUGGAAUGGCACUGUUCUUUGUAUGCUGCAACCGGAAUUGCGGUCAUCGCUGGAGAGAUUAA